Hordeum vulgare subsp. vulgare (domesticated barley) is the source of this 1824-nucleotide messenger RNA. Its product is annotated as aspartyl protease family protein At5g10770-like. Gene Ontology annotation, biological process: proteolysis. Lineage: Eukaryota; Viridiplantae; Streptophyta; Magnoliopsida; Poales; Poaceae. The transcript is spliced from 3 exons. The coding region runs from base 83 to 1567 and encodes 494 amino acids. The record is from RefSeq and is a predicted model, not a curated record. Gene Ontology annotation, molecular function: aspartic-type endopeptidase activity.
GCUAACAUACUGAAAUCAUCAACCAUCCCAUCAACUCAUCAAACAUUGCCCUCACGUGAACACAACUAAUUAGUUCGUGAUCAUGAAGGUCUCCUCUUUGCAGCCGAUGCUGCUUCUGAUCAUCUUGUCUAGUUCCUGCUGCCUGAGUGCAAAUGCAGGUGCUAGAGAUCACCAUGAACUCCAACGUUUCAUGGUUGUGCCAACAAGCUCCCUCAAGCACAUCCCAGAAGACGCUACCUGCUCCGGACACAAGGUGAAACCAUCCAACAGCACCGCCUGGGUGCCGAUGAACCGACCACACGGUCCAUGCUCAUCAACGUCGUCGAGGGCAUCAGAGGAUAUGGGCAUCGAUGUCGAUGACAUGCUUCUGUGGGACCAGCUCCGCACCAGCUACAUCCGGACUCAGCUCUCCACUGAUGUCGGCAGUGUCGGUGCAGGGAUACCGAUAAUCGCCAGAUCUACCACAGUGUCUAACCGGGAUUAUACACCGUCUUCAACAGCUUCAGUCGGGACUAACUCAGGGACGUCCAAAUCGAUCCAAAAGUCUGAUCAAACAACAACCAACGAACACCAAGACGCAGUGAGCCAAACGGUGGUCGUCGACACGAGUAGCGACAUCCCCUGGGUGCAGUGCCUCCCAUGCCCCAUCCCGCAGUGCCACCUCCAAAAGGAUCCCUUAUAUGACCCCGCCAAGUCGAGUACAUUUGCACCAAUUCCAUGUGGCUCUCCGGCCUGCAAGGAGCUCGGCAGCAGCUACGGCAAUGGCUGCUCACCCACCACCGAUGAGUGCAAGUACAUUGUAAACUAUGGAGACGGUAAGGCGACUACCGGGACGUAUGUCACUGACACGCUGACGAUGUCCCCAACCAUUGUGGUGAAGGACUUCCGGUUCGGGUGCAGCCAUGCGGUGAGGGGAUCCUUCAGCAACCAGAACGCAGGCAUCCUGGCACUCGGCGGCGGUCGCGGGUCGCUUCUAGAGCAGACGGCAGAUGCCUAUGGUAACGCAUUCUCCUACUGCAUCCCAAAGCCGAGCUCCGCCGGUUUCCUCUCGUUGGGUGGGCCGGUGGAGGCCUCGUUCAAGUUCGAAUAUACACCUCUCAUCAAGAACAAGCAUGCGCCGACGUUCUACAUCGUGCACCUCGAGGCGAUCAUCGUGGCCGGAAAACAACUGGGCGUGCCGCCAACGGCUUUCGCCACCGGCGCGGUGAUGGACUCCGGCGCAGUUGUCACGCAGCUGCCACCACAAGUGUACGCUGCACUGCGAGCCGCCUUCAGAAGCGCCAUGGCAGCAUAUGGCCCACUGGCGGCUUCGGUGCGCAACCUCGACACAUGCUAUGACUUCACCCGCUUCCCUGAGGUCAAGGUCCCAAAGGUUUCUCUCGUAUUCGCUGGUGGCGCCACCUUGGAUCUCGAACCGGCUUCCAUAAUUUUGGAUGGCUGCCUGGCGUUCGCGGCCACCCCCGGUGAAGAAUCCGUCGGGUUCAUCGGCAACGUGCAGCAGCAGACUUACGAAGUUCUGUACGACGUCGGCGGCGGCAAGGUAGGAUUCCGUCGUGGUGCGUGCUGAUGUGGCAGGUUGCAGGACAACCAGUCGUGUGAUGGCCCAAUGGUAUGUAUUUGGGGUCUGCAAGCUAGCUCAUUGUGAUCGAGCUAGUUUCUUAUAAAUAAAUGGAAGAAGAAGAUGUAAUGCGUGUAUUUUUUUUUUCAAAUGGCCUAUGAUUGUAAUCCUUACAAGGUACAUCCAACCAAUGACUGUUAAGUCAGCUUAUAUAAUUAUUACUGUACCGAUUGAUGUGCAAUAGUACAAUUUCUUUUUUCUCAUGA